AUGGGACUCUCCCCUCAGCAGAUACGCUUCCGCACGACCAACCAGGGUGGCCGAACGAAUUCACUUGCCUUCGCGAAGCAGGAUUGCCACACGUGUGCUAAUUCGAGGGCAAAGUGUGACCGGCGAAGGCCAAAAUGCGGCACAUGCUUGCAAAGUGGUCGCACAUGCGGCGGAUUCACUCUUGAUAUCAGAUGGAAGGACAACCUGAAGUCCACCCUAGCCAGCCACAGCGUGCCGUAUCCAUCCAGCAGUUCAGUCCAAGGAAAGGACAACCAGAUAUUUAAGUUUGUCCAAGGCCGAGGUAAGAGGAGACGCCUUCAGAAAGGUCAGAAGCACGGCGAGUAUGACGGCUUCAGCUAUCAGUGGCGUGUGCCGACGUCUAUUCUCGUUCAAGACUAUGGCUCAGAAACAUCAUCAAAAACGCCAAAUGACUACUCAGCGAGCUUGACUGUCCUCGAUGCGGCAGAGGACAUAGGUGGUCCUGUCUAUGAACAGUUUCCUCCUCAAAGAUUUGGCGACAGUGAAUCACUCCGAAUGUGUACCACUCUCGCAAAAUGUAACCUCAAUAUUCCAGCUUCAGAGUUGAUACAUGCUGAGGACGUGGUGGACUUCGAGUCCUCAGCAACUUCUGACUAUAUAAUAUUGGGUGAUGAUUCAACCACAAAUCAGUUUUUCAAUCUAAGCUAUAACAACAUUGGUCCAUGCACGAUCCAGUUCUCAAACGUUGCAGAUAAGUAUCGCGCUGUACUCGAGCUAUAUGAUCGAGACUACUGUGUGAUACCCCUUAGUGGAGACUGUCAAUCAAAUCCUUUCCGGGUCGAUAAUGCUCGCAUACACGACGCGCCCUUCUUAUUACAUGCAGUUCUGGCGUUAGCUACCCAGCAUUUAGCAAAACAAAACAAAACUCAGGAUUUUUCCACGGAAAUGCUCAGCCAUUGGUCAAAUGCAAUGCAACUGUUUAGUUGUGCAUUAAGCCAGCCAUCGCAAAUUCUCAUGAUAGACACGUUAUUGAUUCUAAUUAAUUUUGAGAUUACUCAAUCAGCAUCGGCGUAUUGGGGCGUCCACUUGAAUGGCGCUCGAAACUUACUAGAACAAUCCUCUGCACUCCAAAGGAUAGCCGUGAACUCGAAGUUGCGCGCACAAGUCGCUAUGCUUGUAUGGUGGGAUGUCACGAUCGCUUUCAUUUCUCGAAGGCAGCCUCGCUUACCGCAGACGUAUUUACAAGCCGUCAAAUCAUGCAAGGAGAGCAAUAGCUGGUCCUUCUUUACCCUUAAUGGAUGCCCGAUUGAGUUCGUCAGUUCGAUGGCCCGUCUUGCAAAGCUGGCCUCGAUUUACGAGAAAACCCUUCAAAUGGAAUGGACCACGUUCAACGACUUCCCAGUUUUUGCCGAAAUGUGCCAGAUACAGGCAUUUGUUAACCCAGAGCACGUGUUCCUGGACGACCUUGACGCUCAUACUCUCGAUGACAACGUUGAUUUGAAAAGAAAUCGCUAUCAUUGCAUAGAAGCAUGGCGCAACGCCAUUCUUUUGUACGUAUACCAGGUUUUUCUCCCCCGAAAGGACCAAGAUAACGUACGCAAGAGAGCAUAUCUUGCACGAUCUGUACUUGACAACGUACGCUGCAUCCCAAGAUCGGACAUGAUCCAAAAGCAAGUAUUGCUGCCAGUAUUCCUUGCUGGCGCAGAGGUCAAGACCGAUGCCGAUCGCGAAUUCUCAAAACAGUACUGCACAUACUGGAGCGCAGCCUCGCGCUUCUAUCAUUUCGGUUCCGCAUCAGAGCUCCUAGAAGAAAUAUGGGACGAGAUGGACAAAUCAGCCGACGAACAGUACUGGUGGGGAGUCAAAGUUAGUUCGCACGGCACGACGCAUGCAGACGACAAGGAAGACUCAAUGAUUCAGGAAAUUCUCCUGGGGUAG
Molecule: messenger RNA, 1917 nt
Organism: Verruconis gallopava
Lineage: Eukaryota; Fungi; Ascomycota; Dothideomycetes; Venturiales; Sympoventuriaceae
Exons: 4
Coding region: 1-1917 (638 amino acids)
Biological process (GO): positive regulation of transcription by RNA polymerase II
Cellular component (GO): nucleus
Molecular function (GO): transcription cis-regulatory region binding; zinc ion binding; DNA-binding transcription factor activity, RNA polymerase II-specific
Source: RefSeq, a predicted model, not a curated record